This is a messenger RNA of Quercus lobata, 2468 nucleotides long. RefSeq lists its product as uncharacterized. NCBI's taxonomy places the organism in Eukaryota, Viridiplantae, Streptophyta, Magnoliopsida, Fagales, Fagaceae. The transcript has 2 exons. The record is from RefSeq and is a predicted model, not a curated record. Bases 903 to 1928 code for a protein of 341 amino acids.
AGGCCUAAAUCUUAAACUUUCAAAGAUCCACCCUUAUAGUGCACCUUCCAUGCUCCUUUUCCCUAUAAUAGUUCUUUAUAAUUUCUUGAGCUCAUAGCACAUUCUCUGCUAUGCUUUUGCUAGGCACAAAGGCAGUUUGAUUGGGGCUUAUGAUGUCAAUUAAACUAGCUUUGAGUCUAUUAGCUAGAUUUUUGUUAUGCAUUUAUAAAUGGUGUUGUAGCAAGAAGUUGGCCUAAAAUCACCCAUACUUGAUGGAUUAUUUACCCUAGGAACCAUAUUUAUAAUUGUUGCAUUCACCUCCCCAAGAAGCUUACUUGAAUCAAAGAAGGAUUGCACGUGGACUACAUCAAAUUGAAUGAUAGGUCAAGCUUUUUUUGAAGAAAAAGGCCUCUUGCAUUUCUUCUAGAUUUGAUUUUUCUUGCAGUAAUUUUCAGUUAUUAAUUAGAGUUGCACCUCUUGAAAUGUGAUUUCCUUGUAUUUUGCACUGGUAAUGCUGAUUAUCUGUAGAAUCCACUAUCCUAUUUAUGGCUAAUGAGGAACUAUGCAUACAUAGAUUAAGUAGUUUGCAUCAAGCUUUGUAUUAUAUUACUUAAAUUUUUGCUCUACAGUUUUAUUAUAUAAUGUAAGGACCGUUACUUCACUGAAUGAUAUUUUAACUUGUAUGUGUGUGUGUUUGUGUUUUUUAAAAUCAUGUUUCCUAGUCUUUUUUCAAAAAGUUGCCAUGCAGGUAAAUAAUGCAUUUUAAACCAAAAGACACUUGACUCAUGGGUUAUGUUGGUGGAACCCUACUAAAGGGAACCUAAACUCUGUGGCCAGCUUCAUGAUUUAGUAGUUUCUAUCCAGUUCAAGGGUUGGGGAGGAUUAGGGUCGAGCAGGGGUCUAUGGCAAGGUUUCACUCGUAAAUGGCUAAAGUCAGCAAAGUGCGACGUAAGACUAACGCCCGUAAUCAUGGGGUUACCCAUUCUCCAUCGCCAUCUUGCUGUCGGAAUAAUUUCAAAGAUGUUCACCUUAAGAAGAGAUGUUCGAAAGCAUCAGACAAGAAAGAUUGGAAAAAUGCAACCUGCCCAGUUUGUUUGGAGUACCCUCACAAUGCUGUUCUCCUUCUUUGUUCCUCUUAUAACAAGGGUUGUCGCACUUUUAUGUGUGCCACUAGCCAUCGGUAUUCCAACUGUCUUGAGCAAUACAAGAAAGCCUACACAAAAGUAACUCCCAUUCAAAGUUCUCAACAUUUGGAUGGGUUAGUGGAAAAUUUGAGUUUAAUUUCUGGUCUGGAGCAUCACAAUGAAAAGAUGGAAGUGCCAGAACUUUUAUGCCCUCUCUGUCGUGGGCAGGUGAAGGGUUGGACUGUGGUUGAGCCAGCAAGAAAAUAUCUGAAUGCAAAGAAGAGAUCCUGCAUGCUGGAUGAUUGUUCAUUUGUUGGAACUUAUAAGCAACUCAGAAAACAUGUUAGGUCGAAGCACCCAUUGGCCUGUCCGCGAGCAGUGGACCCUGUACUUAAAGAAAAAUGGAAGAGGCUUGAGCGUGAGAGGGAGCAAAGUGAUGUGAUCAGCACAAUUAUCUCAUCAACACCUGGGGCUGUGGUUCUGGGGGACUAUGUGUUAGAGCCUAACUAUGGUGACACUUCUGAUUCUGAUUUGGAUGACUAUUUUGAUGAUGCUUUCUUUCCUCUGGCAUCAUUUGAUCGUGGACGUACUCAUGGCAUUUACUCACGGAGUAGAAAUAAUAGGGACCAUGGCUUGUUUGAUGGUGAUUUUGUGCAUGCUACCGCUGUUCGUUCUGCUGCUUCAUAUGGCCGUGGUGUUCGUUCUGCUGCUUCAUAUGGACGUGGUGUUCGUUCUGCUGCUUCAUAUGGACAUGGUGAACGUAGUUUACAAGUUGCACGUUCUAGGAGGCAAUGGAGGCGGCAUAUAAGAGCAACACUUUUCUGACAAAAUAACAGAGAAAUGUCGAAGGACUGAGCUGCAGCUCUUCUACAGUUGGGUGCUUUACAUUCAUUUGCAGCCGAAGUCUUAUUUAUGGCACCACUUCAUAAUGAUAUGCCAGAGCAUUGUCAUCAUAUCAUUGACAGAGUGAAGCUUUUUACGCCACUAUCUGGUUUAGUAUCACUAGAUCUAGUUUGAGGUGACAUUGCCUCUGGAUUUUUAGGUCUCUAGAAAAGAACCAAAACAUUUAGUUGUCAGUUUCCCUGUAGGUGCAUGGAUUUUUCCAUCAUUUGGUCAUGCAUAUUGGUCAUAUGAGUAGGGACAUAUAAUGGUUCAUUUUCUUUUGAUAAAAUGUUUUCAUUUUAAAACUGAUGUUUCUUGGUGUCCACCAUUCUUCUCACAAAUGGCAUUCUGUACAGCCCUGAAGAAUAUUUGUAUAAUUUGCUUUUACAGCCUCCCAACCAUGCAGUGACAUCAAUUGUGAUCCUACCCGACAAAUUGUGACAAUGUGGUUUUAUAGCUUUUCUGGAUGUUAUUUCCUGAUAA